ACCAUCCUCCACCACCACCCCUUCCUCUAUCCCUCUGGAGGCUGGGACAGAGAGGGAGCACCACGGAGAGGUUCAGAGCUCACCUACCCAGAGAGAGAAGGGGGCUGAAGAUGGGGCAGGGGCUGGGACUGUGGCCAACCCCCGGGCACUCAGUCUGGCCCCGGUUGACAGAGUAGAGUCCACCAUGCCUCCCCCCACAAAGCCAAGUCCUGGAAGGGUGGGGAACAACCAUGCUGCAGUGACACCUGGUGGCUCGGAGGAGAACAACCAGGCUGCAGUGACACCUGGUGGCUCGGAGGAGAACAACCAGGCUGCAGUGACACCUGGUGGCUCGGAGGAGAACAACCAGGCUGCAGUGACACCUGGUGGCUCGGAGGAGAACAACCAGGCUGCAGUGACACCUGGUGGCUCGGAGGAGAACAACCAGGCUGCAGUGACACCUGGUGGCUCGGAGGAGAACAACCAGGCUGCAAUGACACCUGGUGGCUCGGAGGAGAACAACCAGGCUGCAGUGACACCUGGUGGCUCGGAGGAGAACAACCAGGCUGCAGUGACACCUGGUGGCUCGGAGGAGAACAACCAGGCUGCAAUGACACCUGGUGGCUCGGAGGAGAACAACCAGGCUGCAUUGACACCUGGUGGCUCGGAGGAGAACAACCAUUCCACCACCCCAGACCUGACCAGAGCCGAUGAUGAUGCUACUGUCAUUGACCCGUUUGGAGCGCUGGCUCUGAACUAUGUGUCUGACUCUCAACUCAACACCAUCACUCUGACUGAGAAAGACGAAGAGGAGAAAGAGGAAGGGCAUGAAGACGCUACAGAACUGGUCUGUGGCCUAAUCAGAGAACUCUCCUACCUAAAUCGGGUAGUGAUGGCUACCCAUCGGGAGCUAGAGUCUCUUCGCCGUGGCAACAAGACAGCGAGGCCUCCCCCACGCCGCGUCUUCCCCCCACGACGCUCUGAGAUCUAGAGUGCCUUCCAAAUAGCACCCUAUUCCCUAUAUAGUGCCCUACUUUUGACCUGGGCCCAUAGAUACUAUAGGGAAUAAGCCUCUGGUCAACAGUAGUACACUAUAUAGGGAACAAGGUGCCAAUUGGGACCUACAGCGAACCAUCAUCCCAACGCCCCCAAAGGCUCAUGGGUAACAGUCUUCACAUAGCGGAGGCUCACUUGAAAGUUGAUUUGUAUUUAUGUUUUGACUUGAAAACUCAAGAUCAGUUUGAGAACAAUGAUCCAAAGUAUCAACCCAGAUUAGAACUGAAUGUUUGUCAAGUUAUAUGGACACAACAUUAUAAUCAUAAUGCUGGUCUAUAAUACCAUUUAAGGGUUCUUUUCUUCUCCUCUGUCUUUCCUAAUGCUGAGGACAUCAGUUAGGAACAGUAUGUAGUUACUGUGUUUUGUAGAAUGUGUUAUUGAAUAAAUCAUUACUAAGGUGAA
This is a messenger RNA of Salmo salar (Atlantic salmon), 1437 nucleotides long. Lineage: Eukaryota; Metazoa; Chordata; Actinopteri; Salmoniformes; Salmonidae. The record is from RefSeq and is a predicted model, not a curated record.